AUGAAGGGUGAGUCGAGGUUCAACCUGAUGGCAGCUUCGUUCACCACUACUGUUGAUCCUACCAGACCGAUGUAUUAUGACGAAUCAGAACAAGUUCGUGAGGAAGGAGAUCUUCGAAACAAAGUUCGGUCAUCACGAUACCUUGACUCCGAUACUUUAGAAUGGGUACACGUGGACGAAACUCGUCAAAAUCGGAAGCCAUCGGGGGAGCACGUUGUCAAGUAUGAGCAGAGACCGUUGGACGCAUCUCAGAACAAUAUGAAGCAGUGCCGUACUGUGAAUCCUCAGAUGGAUCGUUUCGUGCCGCCAGCACUGGAACCCUUCAGAGCAUAUGUCAUCAAAAGGCCAUCCAUCCAGAAGUCCCCGAGUGAGAAGAAGGAAUCUUGCGUCCCUAGAGGGCCGAUCUUAAGUUUGGAGAAAGAGCUGAUUGAAAGCUGGCGCAAUACAAACGAGUACUUGAUCCCUCACUUCGCCAAGCUCGAGUUGGCCAAAGGGGUCAACCAAACUAUGUUGAAAGAAAACGAACGGAUGGGAGCAGCAACGAGGAUGCUCCGACGUAUCGCAAACCGCAAUGCUCGGAAAGCCAAGAACGCAGAGGGCAUGAAUAAGGAGGAGAGCGAAUACAGCAUCACUAAGAAGUACGGAGGAGCCUUAUCGCAGAACACUUUCAAUCCAUGCACCAGACCGGACCAUGAGAACAGACCUUGGCUGUCGAGAUACAAUCAGGACGAAGCAAGUCCAUAUCAAGCAGAAGAAGCCGGACCCAACGAGACCGAAGAGGAAUGCAGGGCGAGACGAGCUGCGACAGUUGUUUCUAUCAUUGGCUGUGGAAAGAUGGGGAGUAGACUUGCCGAGUUGUGGGCAAGGGGAGGAUAUAAGGUCCUCGUUGGCUCCAGAGAUCAGCUUCGAGGUGAAGAGACCGCACGACGUCUGACAGAAAGCAUUUCCAAUCAAGUCACUUCGUCCAUCGAAGGAGGGACGAUGGAGUGGGCGGCGGAUCAAGGGGAUAUUAUCGUUCUGGCCACUCCCUUCACUGCGACCAUUCAGGUUCUGAGCGUAAUUCAAGAAUUCAUUCAUGGACAACAUAAGAUUAUUCUCGAUAUUACGAAUCCCAUCUACGAUCACAAUGCUAUCGAAAGUGUAGCAGCACUUGACUUGCAUAUGGCAUUCUUAGAUGACCCCACGGCUAGUUGGGCCGUCGGUUACAAAUCUGUCUUUGUGAAUCGAUUGAACUUCGGCUCUCGGCACUCACAGGAAUCUGCAAGAUCGAAGUCAUUCGGGUGCGGGUGA
Messenger RNA from Guillardia theta CCMP2712, 1290 nucleotides. RefSeq lists its product as hypothetical. Lineage: Eukaryota; Cryptophyceae; Pyrenomonadales; Geminigeraceae. Bases 1 to 1290 code for a protein of 429 amino acids. The transcript has 16 exons. The record is from RefSeq and is a predicted model, not a curated record.